Messenger RNA from Carassius carassius (crucian carp), 1438 nucleotides. RefSeq names its product cathepsin S-like. Bases 139 to 1131 code for a protein of 330 amino acids. Gene Ontology annotation, biological process: immune response. NCBI's taxonomy places the organism in Eukaryota, Metazoa, Chordata, Actinopteri, Cypriniformes, Cyprinidae. The record is from RefSeq and is a predicted model, not a curated record. Gene Ontology annotation, molecular function: cysteine-type endopeptidase activity. Gene Ontology annotation, cellular component: lysosome. The transcript is spliced from 8 exons.
GCUGUGUCAUAUGACAAUAGGCAGAUAUUAGCACGUGAUGGAACAAAGUAAAAGCAAAGCAACCAGGAACUCGUUCAUCAUCACCUCCUUUACACAGUGCAGCCUCCAGAAGUGCAGCUUAACAGGAGUACACAGGCCAUGAUGUUUGGGAGCUUGCUGUUUGCAGUGUGUUGUAGUGCAGCACUGGCCCAUUUCAACACAAAUCUAGACCAGCACUGGGAGCUUUGGAAGAAGACACAUAACAAGAUUUACUCCAGUAAGGUUGAAGAACUGGGCAGGAGGGAGUUGUGGGAGAGAAACGUUGAACUUAUCACCCUUCACAACCUGGAGGCCACUAUGGGUCUGCAUUCAUAUGACCUGAGCAUGAACCACAUGGGUGACAUGACAACAGAGGAGAUUCUGCAAUCAUUUGCCACAACUCGUGUCCCUCCUGGCUUUAAGACGCAAGCACCAGAAUUUGUGGGCUCUCCUGGGGCUUCUGUCCCAGACUCUCUGGACUGGAGAGAGAAGGGAUAUGUCUCCAGUGUGAAGAACCAGGGUGCAUGUGGUUCGUGUUGGGCGUUCAGCGCUGUUGGGGCUCUUGAAGGUCAGCUGAUGAACACCACAGGAAAGCUGGUUGAACUCAGUCCUCAGAAUCUGGUGGACUGUUCCUCCAGUUACGGCCCCCAGGGCUGCAAUGGUGGUUGGAUGAAUGAUGCCUUCCAUUAUGUUAUUGAUAAUGGAGGAAUAGACUCUGAGUCAUCUUACCCUUAUGAAGGAGUGCAAGGGACUUGCAGAUAUGAUCCAUCCAAGCAUGCAGCAAGCUGCAGCAAGUACUACUCUGUCCGUAAAGGAGAUGAGGAGGCCCUGAAGCAGGCUGUUGCCAACAUCGGGCCCAUUUCAGUGGCCAUUGAUGCCACCCGCCCUCAGUUUAUCAUGUACCACAGUGGAGUUUACAAUGAUCCAUCUUGCAGCAAAAUAAUAAACCAUGCUGUGGUGGUUGUGGGAUACGGUGCGAUUGCUGGACAGGACUUUUGGCUGGUCAAAAACAGUUGGGGUACUGGAUUUGGAGAUGGUGGCUAUAUCCGUAUGGCCAGAAACCAGAACAACAUGUGCGGCAUCGCCUCAUACGCCUCUUAUCCGAUUAUGUAACUGUAAAACCCAUGUUGAAAUCUAUGAAUAUAGAUAAGAAAUAUGUAAAUUUCUUACCUUUAAAUGAGUGUUCUAAAUAUUUGUUUUUGUUGUCAAAUUUCCAUUGUCUUUUUAAAAAAAUCUAAAUGUAUUUUAAGAAUGUCUUACAGUAUAAAUAUGAAAUAUUUUCUCUCUUGUAAAGCUUUAAAAGAAAAAUUGCUUUCACUCUAUUCAGUAUAUUUACAAAUGACUUUGUUUUAUUCAGUGCAACAUCACAACGAACAGUUUCACAUGAGGUAUUAAAGGAUUUUUCAAGAUCAGCACACAA